Molecule: messenger RNA, 1229 nt
Organism: Theobroma cacao (cacao)
Lineage: Eukaryota; Viridiplantae; Streptophyta; Magnoliopsida; Malvales; Malvaceae
Source: RefSeq, a predicted model, not a curated record
UUAUCAAAUACUACUUCAACUGUUAACUUUUGAUUUAGAGUAGGAAUGGCUAACUGAUCUUCCUUCGUUUUCCAAUCCGCAUGCAAUGUCUCUGCCAUGCAAAAGCGAGCCUCCAGAAGACGUUGAAAAAUUCUUUAAAUCGUUCCCGCCCGGGUAUCGCUUCAAGCCUCGUGAUGAAGAACUCGUCGUUCAUUACUUGAAGAACAAGCUGUUCAACAAGCCAUUACCACCCAACAGGAUCAAGGAGGUUCAAUUGUACAAGUACAAUCCUGAGACCCUCGUUGAGCAAAAUAAGUCAUAUGGGGAAGGAGAAUGGUACUUUUUCACACCGAGAGACAAAAAAUAUAGGAAUGGGUCUCGACCAAGGCGAGCAGCUGGCGAUGGAUAUUGGAAAGCCACGGGAGCAGACAGAGUGCUUAAGUUCCGAGGGGUUGAAGUUGGAUAUAGGAAGGCCUUGGUUUUCUACAGAGGGAAACCACCCAAGGGACAAAAGACUGAUUGGAUGAUGCAUGAAUUCCGACUCAAAGAUCCUCCAAAAAUAUCCAAUCUCAACAAAGAUGAUAUGCGACUGGAUGAUUGGGUGUUAUGCAAAAUUUAUAAAAAGAUGGAUAAAUCUAUGAAAAGUUGUGGUUCUCGGCAGGCUGCCAGUACCCAAAACCAAGAGUCGGACAGUGAGGUUCAACCUGAAUCAGGGAACAAGGCUGUUGAGUUGGAGAGAGAGGCUUCAGGGUAUGUUUUGGGUGAAACAGCAGAUGGUUUUGCACAAGGAUUCAUGGCUUUCAGUGAAUGGGGACAUGAUCACGAGUUGGAAGAGCAUGGUGGUCCUUUCAAAGGACUUGCUACCUCUCUGGGAAGUUUCUAUGAUGAUUCCAUGUUGGAGCAAAAUUCUAUAAUGUUUCCGAACAGCAUUUCUGAUUAUUAUGAUGAGAAUUUGAUGCAGCAGAUGACAGUACUGGAACCAUUACCAUCAUCCAUACCUCCGUUCCGUUCAUUCCGUUCGAUGGACAAACUUCCAAGUGUCUCGCACAAUUUCGAUUUUUCCUCUCAAUUUUUUGAUCUAUAAGCGUUAGGAAUCAGGAUCUAGAAUUUAGGAACUAUAGGCCUUAAUUUCCUUUAGUUUCUUUCUUGCAUGACAUUAUUUCAGACUUAAGUUUUAAGGUACAAGGUCAGUUCAUGGUGUGUUAAGAUGAUUGAAAUAUUAUUCUAUUUACCAUAGAAUUAGUUAGUUA